CUCCAUUUCAGAAAAAAUAGAUCAACAUCUCUUAUUUUUCUCCACACUUCCAUUCAAUGGCAGGAGCUCUCUCCCACUUCGGUACCAAACCAACCCUACUUUCCCCCUCUAGAUCUAAUCCCAACCGUCCAUCAUCAUCGUCUUAUAGGCCCAUGAUUGUCACUAUGGCCCACGACCAAUCUUACUGGGCUUCCAUAGACGCCGACAUCGAGGCCCAUCUCAAGAAGGCCAUCCCAAUCCGGCCACCACUCUCCGUCUUUGAGCCCAUGCACUACCUCACCUUUGCCGCCCCGAGAACCACCGCACCGGCCUUGUGCAUUGCCGCAUGUGAGCUCGUUGGCGGCCACCGUGACCAGGGCAUGGCUGCUGCUUCCGCUCUCCACCUCAUGCAUGCUGCAGCAUACACCCAUGAGCACCUCCCUUUGACGGACAGGCCCAGGCCCAAGCCCGCGGUCCAUCACGCCUUCAACCCAAACAUAGAGCUACUCACUGGUGAUGGAAUCUUCCCAUUUGGAUAUGAAUUAUUGGCUAGAAACAACGACCCGGCCCAAAACAGUUCUGAUCGGGUCUUACGGGUUAUCAUUGAGAUUACACGCGCCAUGGGCUCACAGGGGGUGGUGGAUGGCCAAUACCGCGAAGUUCAGUGUAGUGGGUCCGACGGUGAGGAGCCAUGCCACAUGGGGUGGAUCGAAUACGUGUGCAAAAAGAAGGAAGGUGAACUACACGCGUGUGGGGCCGCGUGUGGGGCCAUAUUGGGAGGUGGAAGUGAGGAGGAGAUAGAGAAGUUGAGAAAAUAUGGGCUUUAUGUAGGAAUGAUACAAGGAAUGCUAUAUGGAGUGGGAAGGAAUGAGAAGGGAUCAAACGAGGCCGCGGAAAAGUUGAGAGAAUUGGCUACGAAGGAAUUGGAAAAUUUCAGUGAUAGAAAGAUUGAGUCACUUUCUAGCCUUGUUGAGGCUAACCUAUGCAAUGUCUAGAGUUUUAGUAUGUGUUGAAUGUGUACCCAAACACAAGGGAAUUAGUCGACGUCAUGGUUUGUGGAGAGAAAAAAAUAUGGGACUUGUGCAGGACAUGUGACUCUUGUGUCUUUUUAACUCAUUGAAUUGUCCAAAAUCUGCCUGUAAAAUCAGUGUAAGAAAGUUUGGACUUUAAAGAGUUUCUGUUUUUUUCAUUACCUAAUUAUACUAGUUUUUCAUA
Cornus florida is the source of this 1194-nucleotide messenger RNA. Its product is annotated as heterodimeric geranylgeranyl pyrophosphate synthase small subunit, chloroplastic-like. The record is from RefSeq and is a predicted model, not a curated record. NCBI's taxonomy places the organism in Eukaryota, Viridiplantae, Streptophyta, Magnoliopsida, Cornales, Cornaceae. The transcript has a single exon. Bases 57 to 974 code for a protein of 305 amino acids. Gene Ontology annotation, biological process: isoprenoid biosynthetic process. Gene Ontology annotation, molecular function: prenyltransferase activity.